Ostertagia ostertagi is the source of this 240-nucleotide messenger RNA. The record is from the annotation of a GenBank genome assembly. NCBI's taxonomy places the organism in Eukaryota, Metazoa, Nematoda, Chromadorea, Rhabditida, Trichostrongylidae.
AUGCUCAAGAAGUUCUCAGACGCAGAGAUCAAAAAAUAUGAGAUGGGUGAUGUGCUAGAAUUGGUAAUCUGGGACUAUUCGGAAACACCUAGGCCACACGAGUCGUUUCUCCACAUGCGAAGGCUGUUUCCUAAUCUAUGGGCGUCAUCAGCAUUCAAAGGUGCCGACUUCUCAGCUGCCACAUUUGCCAACUUCCAGCAUUACGAAACCAACAACCUCAAUUGGCUUCAAGAAAUCAGG